CUUCCUUGCGAGUCACCUGACUCUGGCCAUCCCCGUCAUCGCAGCUGUCCUCUUCUUCUUUGUCAUCAGCUGUCUGCUUCAGACGAGCUUCAGAGAUCCAGGUAUCCUGCCUCGAGCCACCCCGAGUGAAGCCGCAGAUCUGGAAAAGCGGAUCGAUAACAUGGGGACCUCGACGUACCGCCCGCCAGCCCGCACCAUGGAGGUGGUGAUAAACAAGUACGUGGUGAAGCUGAAGUACUGCUACACGUGCCGGAUGUUCCGCCCGCCGCGAACCUCUCACUGCAGCGUCUGCGACAACUGCGUCGAGAGGUUUGAUCACCACUGCCCCUGGGUGGGCAACUGUGUGGGGAAGCGCAACUACCGCUACUUCUACGCCUUCAUCCUCUCCCUCUCCUUCCUGACCGCCUUCAUCUUCGCUUGUGUCGUCACCCACCUCACUCUGCGCUCUCAGAGAGAUGGAUUCCUCACCACGCUGAAGACAACACCUGCAAGUGUGCUGGAGCUGGUGAUUUGUUUUUUCUCAGUCUGGUCUAUUUUGGGCCUCUCAGGUUUUCACACUUACUUAGUUGCCUCCAACUUGACCACAAAUGAAGAUAUCAAAGGGUCCUGGUCAAAUAAGAGGGGCUCAGAGUUUGCCAAUCCUUACAGCCAUAAAAGUAUCCUCACAAACUGCUGUGCGGUGCUGUGUGGGCCCUUCCAUCCCAGUUUGAUAGACAGAAGAGGAUUUAUUCAGCCAGAAGUCGGCACGCCGUCCAGUCCUAAGAAUGAACCCCCUUCCUUUGGAGCCAAAACUGACACCAGCAUGGUAGGAGGCAUUCCCUAGUGGUGCCGUGUCACAGCCCACUUGGGCCUGCACCAAACUCCAGCCACUACCUUCCCUCUUACCAUCCCCCUGGCCUCAGGCGGGACAGCCCUGUGACACAGAGCUGCCAAAGACUCAGAGGAGCCAUAUGUUGCCUUUUUUUUUUUUUUUAAUUUAUUUAUUAUUUUUGAUUAUUUGUCUCACUGUGAUGUGGCCUGCCUGGACUUUCAACUGAUAGAGUGUGCAAGACCCUCAGACUCGAGCAGAAAGCAGGGGUCCACACUGCAACUGGGAAGCAAAUAGGUGUGAGAGCCACUGGCCUGCUGGGCCUGGGGCUCCAGGGCUGUGCUCAGCCCGAGGAAUGAGGAGGGGGGCCAAGGAGGGCAGGUGGGCACAGGCCACCAGUCCGUGUUCUGAGCUGUGUUGCCCGGCCUCAUCUUUUGGGCUGGCAGAGAUGGAAGUUCCUUGGUAUUCCCGAUAUCUCCGUGAAUGCCUUCUGCUGUGUGGAGGGGUUUGGUGUCUUAAUGUCCGCGUUCCCGGUGGCUGCAGGAGCAGCUCUCUGUUCUGGAAGCUGCUGUGCCUUGAUGAGUUGCGGCGGGUUUCCCGGGAAGGCUCCCUGGCUCCCAGCAGGUGAGGAAGCUGCCUAGAUGUCCCAGCUGCCGUUUGAUCCCGUUUUCUGGCUGGUCUCUAAGGGAGUGCUGAAGAGCUCUGAGUUUCAGCUGGAAAGAGCUUUGCAGCCAGGGCAUGAGUUAGGAAAAAACUCAUCUUCACAGGGAAAAAGGCAAAACUGUGCAGUGUCCAGCAGCCCUCGUGGUGAGAUGCUGCCUGGAAAAGAACAGUUGUAGGAUUUGACCUCAGCUUGCCAGGAAAGCCCGGCUCACUCCUGUCCGUGGGACUCUUAAAGGCAACAGAAGAGCAGGUGAAUUCCUGAGGGUCACAAUCUUCCUAGCGGGAGUUACCCAGGGGAAGCGCUGAGCAGGUGCUGGUCUCUGGUAGCCUCAUGUUGUGCUCUUGGGUUUGAGUUUGUGGCCAGCAGAUGACAGCAGGACUGUCCACAGCCCCUCGGGAACGAUCCCUGUGUCCUGGCACGGGCUUCCCACACUGCUCCCAAGGCAGCUCUGCAUGUUCCUAUCACUGGAGCACACAUAGAGGAGAGUACCAGACCUUGCCAGCAAUACUUGAAUCGUGUUAUUAAAAGCUGCUGGAUAUUUUUGCACAAUUUGUAGAUUUUUUCUACGUAGAAAGUUUUAUAUUUGGUGUAGCUAGUGCUGUGCAUGUUAGCAGCGGGGCAGCCUUGCAGUGCUUCGUGUCAAGCCGCCUGCUUUCGGUUCCCGUGGCUCGGCCACAGACACCUCGUCCUAACAGCAAGGAGCCAAGGAGCUCCUCUGCCGCCCUCCCCAGCUCUCCGGGGGUGGCACGGCAGCUCCCUCGGGUGCUUUUCCUUGGCCGUUUUGUUUCUGGCACCUCGGAAAGGUGCCCCUGGCCGCGUGGUUGGGAUGGGGGUGUCAGCCCGCUGUGACCGCCAGCAGGAGGACAGGGCGACACCGGCACCGCGACACCCUCCUGCUUCCUCCGGAGACCCGUCCCAAGCCAAACGCUUCCCUGUUUGUCACCUUACCUGGCAGCAGCUUGUGCCCGGGCAGGGAGGGAGCUGGCACCGUGCGGUGCCAUCUCUGCUUCUCCCAUGUUCCCGAAGGGAUUGGUCGCGGCCCUCGAGGAGCCUCGGUGCUCCCUUCCAGCGGCAGCCGCGGGGAGCCAGGGGUGCUGCGGGGCCCAAUGCCUUCCAGCUUCUAUUUAAACCGGUUUCUUUUGUUACUCGACAUAAUAAAAUUAUAUUUUUAAAGA
This is a messenger RNA of Nothoprocta perdicaria, 2647 nucleotides long. RefSeq names its product zinc finger DHHC-type containing 18 (gene ZDHHC18). The transcript has 7 exons. NCBI's taxonomy places the organism in Eukaryota, Metazoa, Chordata, Aves, Tinamiformes, Tinamidae. The coding region runs from base 161 to 823 and encodes 220 amino acids. Gene Ontology annotation, molecular function: protein-cysteine S-palmitoyltransferase activity. Gene Ontology annotation, biological process: peptidyl-L-cysteine S-palmitoylation; protein targeting to membrane. The record is from RefSeq and is a predicted model, not a curated record. Gene Ontology annotation, cellular component: Golgi apparatus; endoplasmic reticulum.